AGCAGCCGCCGUCGCCGCCGCUCGCCGAAGCACUGCCUCCGACGAAUCCCCACCUCCGCCGUCAUCCUGCUGCUAUACAAUCCCACCUCCACAUGCCCUCCAGCCAUCGCUGUAUCAUUCCCGGUUCGUUACCGCAUCUGACGACGAAGGCCGAGCGAAUCCCCACCUGCCCGCCAUCCUUCGUCUCCUCGUGGUUCGCGGAGCUGGGUUGCUGAGCCUGCUACUCUCUCUCGGGUUAGUUCUGUUCUUCGGUCUCUCGGAUUCGAUUCAGUCCUGCAGAGGAGAACCAGCAGUGCUCGGAGUUCUUUGGGCAACUGGAUCGAUUCAAAGUCUGAACCUUUUUGGGGAGUGGCGUAAUCGAAGUCGGAUUUCCGUCACAGAAUCAGCUCCCAGCAGAGGAGGGGAGGCCACCCAUAAGUACACCCAAGAGCCUGCCUGGCCGUGCUCUCCGUGUGGCCCAUCCAGGAUUGUAACCUUCCAACAAGCAAUUGUUGUUCUGAAAGAGCCGAUUUAUUAUCUCCAAUGGGUGGUACUGUAGCGUAUCCAAGAUUUCGAGUCUAGCCAUCCACCGGAGGAAUCUGCGUUCUCUGGUCUUCAUCAGAGUGCCUAAGCUGCUAGGUCGACAAAAUUCCUCAAAGUAGAUAUACAUGGACCACCGAUGGAGGUUGCAGUUGCCGAAUUACCAGUGCUGCCACAAGAUGUCCUGAUGUCCAUAUUUGCACACCUGGAGAUCCCUGACCUGAUGCGUGCCAGCUCCGUCUGCUCCUCGUGGCGCUCCGCGUUUUCCAGCCUGCGCAACCUUGAGCAGUACCAGCAGCGCCAGACGCCGUGCCUCUUAUACACAUCUGAAUCUGCUGGUGAAAGCGUUGCGUGCCUCUACAGCCUCUUGGAGAAGAGGUCAUACAAGUUGACUCUCCCGGAGCCACCUAUUCGCAGCAGGUAUCUGAUUGGGUCAUCAAAUGGCUGGCUGGUUACUGCUGAUGAGAGAUCCGAGAUGCAUAUUCUCAAUCCCAUCACAUGUGAACAGAUUGCUAUCCCGUCGGUGAUCACCAUCGCACAUGUGACUCCUGUUUUUGAUGAAAGAGGUUCCUUAUGUAAGUACAUUUCCUCUCGUGACACAGCGGAGCACCGUAGUACCACCGGCCCUCAACCCGUUGAUCUUGGCGAGCUGCAACACUACCUCCAGAAAAAGGCAUUUGUAUUUUAUGAUGCAUCUGCAGGAGGCUAUAUCGUGGUGCUUAUUCACAAUCCAGAUGGGCAGCUCUCAUUUGCUUGGUUAGGAGAUGACAAGUGGACCUGGCUGAAACCACAUUGUUUUUUUCAAGACUGCUUGUACAAAGACAGUAAGUUAUAUGCAGUGACAUUGCUAGGAGAAAUUCACGUCUUCGAUCUCAGAGGCCCUGUGGUCGCAGCAAAGGUAAUUACAGGCUGCGCAGAUAAUUACAGUUGUCGAACAAUUUACAUUGUUCAGGCUCCAUGUGGGGAUCUGAUGCAAGUUUUUAGAUCCCAAGAUGUGGUUCAUUAUGAUCCACGUGCUGACAAUGCAACACAUGUGCACUAUACUGAUGGGAUAAAAAUAUUUAAAGUUGAGACUGUGGCUGAAAAGGUUAUGGAAAUAAAUAGCUUGAUGGAUCAUGUGUUGCUGGUUGGGCUGAACCAAUCACUUUGUCUCAGUGCUGAAGAAUACCCACAGUUGAAGGCCAACACCGUCUACGUUGCUGACGACCACGAGUAUCUAAACUAUUACAAGAAUAACCGCCGUGACAUUGCAGCUUUUGACUUGACACAUAACAGUAGUGAGGAACUUGACUCCCCUCAGCUUUGGUCCAACUGGCCUACUCCCAUAUGGAUAACCCCCAGUCUUACAAAAUGGCAUCCAACAUUGGACAGACAAUGAGUUUUCUUCAUGUCCAGAUAAUGUAAUUACCGUGUAUAGCAGAUAUAAUGAAAAUGUUUUGUAUGGAAGGAAAAGGGAAUAAGUUAUGAUCA
Triticum dicoccoides is the source of this 1989-nucleotide messenger RNA. Its product is annotated as F-box only protein 7-like. The transcript has a single exon. The record is from RefSeq and is a predicted model, not a curated record. Gene Ontology annotation, molecular function: protein binding. The coding region runs from base 659 to 1897 and encodes 412 amino acids. NCBI's taxonomy places the organism in Eukaryota, Viridiplantae, Streptophyta, Magnoliopsida, Poales, Poaceae.